UUCGUGUUGGUGAUAAGCACUUUGUGAAUGAACAGUGCCUGCAUGUACGUCAUGAGAAAUUACAGCCUGUCCCAUGCUUUAUUUGCGUCUUAUGAUUGUUUGGAUCUUCAUUGUUGAGAGUGCGUGUUGGGGGAAAGCCACCAUUGAGAGCUUCAUUGUAGUUUAUAGCACCUGCAGGAAUAAAUAACAGUGCGGAACUUAACUACGCAUUACCUGAAACGCAGGUUCAAGUUUUUUAUGACUGCCAUCGUCAUGUCGGCCAUGCAAGGACAGUCUGCCUUCGUUUUGGAUGCGACAAAUCGGCAUCCUACCGAACAAUCCGUUCGAUCUAAUCAAAUCCAGCCGCAUGACGAACAGAUUAACCGUGGCCAGAGCGAACCUGAAGAUCGGAGCGGAGGGCCGUGCUUCAUGUACGCCAGGAUCUUGAGCCGUUUCUGGUACGUGAUUUGUUUGUUGGUGUUUCUGGCCUCUGCUGCCUUUGCUGUCGUAGUGUUCACUUUGUACGAUCUGCCAGACUUCACAGAUCCCAGUAAGGGCUACCAACCUCGUGGCACAGAUAUAGCAUCACGUGUAUUCAGCUUCCAAAACCUUCUGCAUGAUUCCGAGGAUCUCCUGGUCGACCAUCCAUCUCGUGUGGUGAAUUCCCAAUCCUCUAAUAUGACCCAAACACCUGUUGGUUGGUGUUGGCUGACCAAGGAGACAGAAGAAGACAAGAAGAAUCUGGAACCUGCCCCGGGCAUUCAGUUCUGCAAUUCCAUUUGGGACUGGGAUGACACGGUUGCUACAUUAGUCUUGGAGAGCGUGGACGGUAACAUACUAACGCCAGAAGCUCUCAAGUCAAGUUGCAAAGCAGAGGAGCGCUAUGUAACAUCCCACCCGGCUUACCAAGACCACUGCCUCUGCCGCGGUAACCACACCGACAGUGACUGUCCUAGUGUCUGGUCAAUAGGCAACUAUAUAGCCCUGCUGUCCAACAAAUCAUCCUGCGCAGAUAUCGAAGAGGAAGAUAUAAGCCGCACUGUCGACUUGUGUAAGCUUUGCGCGCCAUUUCUGUAUAACGUGUCUGGGGCGGAUUUGUUAAAAUCUAACAUUUCGGACGAUUUCCCUUGCGAAUGCGCCGAACACAACUUUGCAAUUCACACUGUGCUGUAUUACCUGCUUCCCACAGAAUUCAGUCUGAAUAUUAUCAGAAAUACAAAUCCUUUGAUUUCCCCUUUCACCCUUGUGUUUUUCCCGAUAUCAGGACGCAGUGAGAGAGUUGCACUGGAUACCAUUUAUGUAGAGAACAUAGAAAACAAGCCAGACUCUGAUGGGGUAACAAAACUUAAAGCCGUUGAAUUUUUCAUAAAGUUUGAAGUAUUUCCUCGUCUCUUGUACUCUGAUAGCUUAUACCUCGGCAUUGCUGGUGCCGCAAUUUUCCUUCUCAUUUGGGUUUACUGCGGAUCCAUUUUGGUAACUUCAGCAGCCGUGGUAAACGCCGUUCUGUCACUCGUCUUGGCUUACUUUCUCUACACUUCUAUCUUCCAAAGACCAUUUUUCCCCUUCGGUAAUGUUGUUACUGCAGUCCUGAUUAUUGGGAUUGGCGCGGACGACACGUUUGUGUUCAUGGACUUGUGGAAGAAGUUCAAAUCGGAGUUGGGUGAUCAAGAUCUACCAAGACUUCUUCAUAAAACCCUACGUCACACCGCUGCGACUAUGUCUGUGACCAGUUUGACAACAGCCUCAGCUCUUUACACAACGGCCGUCAGUGAUAUCCCCUUCGUCAAAUGCUUCGCUGUGUUUGCAGGCACAGCUAUUGUGAUGAAUCUGGUACUAACAAUGACUCUUCUUCCAGCUGUAAUUGUCAUGCAACACAAAUUGACCAUUUGGUGUUGCUCUUCGCUCACUUGUAAACCGAAACGAGACAUCAAGGAGAUGAUCUUCGAACGCCUGAAUGUGUUUCACCAAAACCUGGUUCCUUUUCUAGUACUGAAGUUGCGUUGGAUAUGGAUAAUCCUGUUUCUUUCUUUAAUGGCAGGGAGUGUGGUUGUAGUUUUCUUGUAUCCAACCCUUAGGCUACCCGCAACUCCCAUAUUUCAGAUCUUCGCAAGUUCUCACCCUUUCGAGCAGUUUGAUUUUAUUUACCGGGAUCAGAUGUCGUAUUUGAAGAGCAAAUUCCCAGAUCACGUGGGCAGUAUCGUAUGGGGUGUUCAAGCUGCCGAUAAUGGCGAUACCUGGAAUCCGGACGACUUGGGAACACUCUCGCUAGACGAGAGUUUCCAGUUAUCUGAUCCCGAGGAUCAAACCUGGCUUCUUGAUUUCUGUCGCGACUUACAAAGCCAACCGUUUUACAGGGCGGGUCAGGCAACGGGUUGUUUUAUCGAGGAUUUCAUUAGCUUCAUGAAAUCCCCAGACUGCGCGAAUCCACUCAUUGGCUUCAAUUUGUCUCCCUGUUGUAAUCAGUCGGGGUUCCCUUAUGAACCAGCUCUGUUCACUUCUUGCGUCGCAAAGUAUACUAAUGCGGGCUUCCUACCGACUGUGUUCCUCCGGAACAAAGAUUCAGAGAUUGCUGUCUUGACUGUACCCUUCCAAACAACCUAUCCAAGUAGUUUUAACUAUGACACAAGCAACGAAUUUUGGACGACUGUAGAUGCUUGGGUCCGAGAGAAAGUCGACUCAGCACCUGUUUCUUUGCAGAGAGGCUGGUUCGUAUCUGAUUCUAUCGCAAUUCGCUUCUAUGAUCUCCAAGAGAGUCUUCGUAAAGGUGUCCCAGUCGCUAUGCUGUUAACUUUGGCAACAGCAUCCCUGAUACUUUUUCUGACUACACGGAAUAUCUUGCUGACGCUCUGGGCUAUGUUAACCAUAACCAGCACUGUCUUUGUCGUUGUGGCAAUCCUUGUUCUUCUUGGCUGGGAGUUGAAUGUUGUAGAGGCAACCAUCAUUACAUUGGCUGUGGGUCUGUCCAUAGACUUUACCAUUCACUACGGAGUUGCGUACAAACUCUCGCCGUUGAAAACCCGAAGGCAGCGUGCGCGCUACUCUCUGACAACCAUGACACCGCCCAUCUCGAUGGCUGCUCUGUCAUCGUUCCUGGCAGGGGCUCUGGUUCUGCCCGCUAGGGUCCUCGCUUACUACCAGAUUGGCCUGUUCUUGAUGCUUGUGAUGGUUGUUAGUUGGGUUUACGGUACGUUCUUCUUUCAGUCUCUGUGCACAGUGGCUGGACCACAGAACUUUUGUGGGGAUGUCCCGUACCCAGAGGUGUCACAGAAGUUCCCCCAAAGUGACCAAGACCUGGGCAAGGAUGUAGAAGCUGGCUGCGGACUGCAGACAAGCAAUAAUACACUCCCUCCUACGAAAGGAAUCUUUACAAUCACACCUGUCGAAUAGAUUAGGCUUACAUGGCCUGAUGAUUGCAUGGCCAAAGUACAACUAUGGAUAAAAUUACGGAUACUCCAUGUGAAGUUACUCACCCUUUUCCACAACAGUGUGGCUCUGAGAAGAUUGGAUAACUGAUUGCGGUUAAUAUCUUUUCAUAUGGCAAAGCACACUGAAACAAGCGUCGAGAUUUUACUCUGGUUAAGUCUUCUCACCUUAAUACUUUUCUUUUCCCAAAACUGUUCCUCAGUUAGAAAUUCACUUUAAUUUUCAAAGAAUGAAAUUUGGGACUGCAAAACCGGAAGUGAAGAUCAAUAUCAUACAGAUUGAAAUACUUUGAAAAUGUAUCACUUGAGUUGAAACUUGAGUUAAAGAUGUAUCUUUCUCUCUUACUUUCAGUCAGAGAGAGAGCAAAUUAAAGUUUCACUCUUUUGAAAUAAAAGUAACCUGUUUUGUGUUUGUCUUUGCUCCAUGCACUGAGCAGUCCCAUUCAAUACAUUCUUGCAAAGUCUGCACAUGCAGAACUAGUCAUAUCUGAGACAGUUUACCUAUUUCUUUUGGUAAAGAGCUCGCCACUUGGGUGGUUUUAAACCGUUCUGCGCCACAUUGUGCAGUACGCACCGCGCGCGUACCGAUUUCCAUAAAAGAAGCUCGUUUUACACUAUACACGCGAGGCAGAUACCGUAGACACGGCCGGAUGAGUGUUUCACAAGACUUGAAGAAAAUUGUUGAAGAAAAUUGUCUGAAAAUAUGUGUGAAGUAUUGACAUGUUUCGACUUUUUGACAGAAAGGUACUCAUGAAUUGGAAUAAAUUAUGCGCUUGGCCGGUAUUAAACAAGUACGUUUAAAACCGGUUAGGGGAUUGGUCGUGGAUAAUUUUUUUUUUUUUUUUUUUUUUUUUAGAGUUCGUGGCCUCUUUCAUGCGAUUGUCAUCUUAAAAAGUGUCGAUGCUCAUAUCUUAAUCACGAUAAAGGAAGUGACACGGGCGCAGAUACAUUGGGUUUUUUUUCUCCAAAAGGAGUUAAUGCGAAAAUUGAAAAGAAGCGUAAAGAAGCAUAACUCAGAAUAAACAUUUUUUUUUUAUAAUUGACUGCAGGAUGGCCAGUUCCUAUGCCAGUGCUUAUAGAAAAGUAAUACAGCCGAUGCCUUUGUUGAUACAGCUAUUUGUAUGCACAUGAUUUGUGUGGUCAUAUGGCUUUGUGCUAGUGGUGUUGGCCCAUUCUAUAUUAGUAUAUUUAUUGUUUUAUUGUAUUGUAUCGUCUUGUAUUGAUAUUAUUAUUUACACUCAGGAACAUUUUCUUAGGAAGUUUCUACUCCCCUAAAAUGUAUAAAAACCAUUUGACAUCCCUUUCUGUGUAAUUUUAUUCAAAAGUACACUUCUUGUAACAUUUAAAACUGUCCAUGUUUCCUGGACAAUGGAGGUCGCUGUUUCUGUCAUGUCAUUUCAGGAAGUCAAUGUUCAGAUUAGGUUUUUGGGGGGUUCAAAUUGUGAACCCAAACUUUUACUCAUUGAAAACAUUUGUGAGAAAAGUUUGCUCAUUGAUUUGCUGCCAUGUUUUGACACAACAGAGAAUCACCUAAGAAAAGAAAAUGUGUGACAGCAAACUAUCCAAAAAUCUAGCAACUUCUGGUGCUGAUAAAUAGCUGUAACAUUGAGGUUUCUGCCUGAACUGACAUACUUUUGCUCAUGAAUAAAUUGUAAAUUCGCAUGAUCAUAAAAACCAAAACAGGCACCAAUAUAGGCCUACCCUUGAAAAUGACAAAAUGAAAAUUUAAACUACGGUUAAGGAGGACACAAAGGUUUAUUUCCUAGGAUUGCAUUCAGAAAAAUUACAUUGCAUGGGUCCUUUAAACUCAUAGUAUAUUUUAAAAAAAACCGUACUGUACAGUUUGUGGCAAUAAACUUGAGAUAUUUUAUUUUAAUUAACAUAAGAUAGAUCAUUUAGUUUUUUCAAAUAUUGCUUUGUAUAUGUACAGUGUGCGGUUAUAGGAAAAAUAAGGGAAUAACAAUGGGGCAUUAUUAUUUGUAAACAAAAGGUUGUUAGAUAGCCGUAUUGAUUUGUCAGGAAGUGCUGCAAAGAACCAUUUUUCUUCUUUAAAUGCAUGUGUUUUAAAUGAUUCCCAUAUAGAAUGUUUUACCUACUUUACAUGAAAUAAAAGAACUAUAUUGCAGAAAUUUGAAUACCGUAA
Messenger RNA from Patiria miniata (bat star), 5544 nucleotides. Its product is annotated as protein dispatched homolog 1-like. Bases 238 to 3366 code for a protein of 1042 amino acids. NCBI's taxonomy places the organism in Eukaryota, Metazoa, Echinodermata, Asteroidea, Valvatida, Asterinidae. The transcript is spliced from 4 exons. The record is from RefSeq and is a predicted model, not a curated record. Gene Ontology annotation, cellular component: membrane.